Molecule: messenger RNA, 1884 nt
Organism: Closterium sp. NIES-65
Lineage: Eukaryota; Viridiplantae; Streptophyta; Zygnematophyceae; Desmidiales; Closteriaceae
Source: the annotation of a GenBank genome assembly
AUGGCUCUUGCAGCAGCGGGGUCCGUCGCAGUCGCUCAAAUGCUGUCCAGCAGCGGCCUCAGGCCGCAGUCGUUGUCACUGGGCCAGCAGCAGCAGCAGCUGCUGUUUUCCCCGCAAAUCGCCACCAGCACCUCUUUUACCGCCACUCCCAGAGGCAGCCGCGUCGUCGCCGUGCGCGCGAAAGACGGAGGGAGCCAACGGGCCGUCUUCGGCACGCAAUUCUUCAAGAAACGUGCCCAGGAGGAGGAAGAGGAGGAGGAGGUUGACAAUGGAACGCAGGUCUUUAGGAACUUCUUCUCCCCCAGACCCGCGGUGCAAGAAGACGACGAGGAAGAGGAUGCCGCGCCGCAACAGACGCGCAAGUUCGCAGUCCCCGAGGAAAUCCCCGCGGCGCCUCAGGGGCUGUUCGGGCUCGUGAAGCUUCCGUUCGCCGCGCUGAUUCGCGGGCGGCCCGCGGACCGCAAGACGGUGUUCGUGGCGGGCGCGACGGGGCUGACGGGCGCGCGCGUGGUGGUGGAGCUGCUGUCGGCGGGCCUGAGCGUGCGCGCGGGCGUGGAGGACCUCAGCGACGCACAGCAACUCGCGGAGCUCGCCGCCAAGUACAAGGUGAUCACGGGCGAGGAGGCGAAGCGCCUUAACUUCGUCGAGUAUUCCGCCAGCGACUCGGAGUUCACCGCCAAGUCCAUCGCUAACGCGGGCACCGUUGUAGUCACGCUCGGCGCCGGCGAAAACGGCCCCAGCGGCAAUCUCGAGGUCGACGAGGCGCUCUCCCUGGCGCGCGCCGCGAUCCUCGCGAACGCGCCGGCGUUCGUCCUCGUCUCCGACUUCGCCGCCGCGCCCGCCGGCGUCGCGGUAAAGAGCAAGAGCGGCGGCGGUGGCAGCGGCGGCGGGCUGAUCGCGGCAAUCCUGAAUUUCUUCCGGUCGCUGGCGGGGAAGAAAGGCGAUACGGCAUCGUACAGCAGUGUGUUGACGGAGCUUGUGGAGGCUGACGCGCUUGACUACACCGUGCUGCGCGUGGGGAAAUUCGAGGCGGACUCUAGCGCGUACAGGACGAACCUGGUGGUCGGGGAGGAGGGCAGCAUCGCCGCAGGAUCGCUUGCCCGCGUGCAGGUGGCGCAGGUCAUCGCAGCCAUUGCCGCCAACCCUGGACUCGCCGCCAACAAGGUGGUGGACCUGGUAGCAGAUGCCGGUGCUGAAGCUGGUGAUAUUGCAGAGCUGCUCGCUGAGGUCCCUGAGGAUUCGCGCCGGGCCGUGAAGAAGGAGGCAGCAGAGAGGGCAGCAGCGGCGGAGCAGGAGAAGCAGCUUCGCCUGCUGGCUUCGGCAGAGGCGGAAGCGGCAGCAGAGGAGGCCAGGCGCGCCGCUGAGAGCGCUGCUGCUCUUGAGGCUCAGGCCAAGGCCCUGGCUGCCGAAGAGGCGCGUGCGGCAGCAGCAGCAGCCAAGGCAGCAGCGCGUGCGCAAGCCGCUUCCUCUGCUGUCUCCAGCAUUGAAAGCAACCUCAAAGAAGCUGGCGCCUCCGUCCCUCCCCCCUCCGCCAAACCCGCUGCUGCUGCUGCCGCCCCUGCUGCUGCGUUCUCCGCCCCGUCCCUCCCUUCCUUUGGUGACAUUGCCAAGAAAAUCCCCACUCCGGAUCUAGGGGCUGCUGCUAGCUCUUUCACCGCCGCUGCUUCUGCUGCUGCUGCCAAGGCCACAGGAGGGACAGAGAAGGCUGUAGCUGCUGCUCCUGCUGAUGCGCCGAAGCAGAGGCGGCCGCUGCGACAGAGGCAAUCCAAGCCCGCUGCUGCUGCUGCGCCUGCCGCUCCCAAGCCUGUGGAGAAGCGUAAGGUGCUCGGGGGCCUGCUGACGCAAGAGACAGUGUAUGUGGAUGAGGAUGCUGGUGAUUUUUAA